CAUCACAAUGCAGUUCUCUCUGACCGCCGCUGUUCUCGCUCUCGCCACCACUGUGGCUGCCCUUCCUCCCGCUGAUGUUGGCGGAAAAGGCAUCGGCAACGGCGCUGGCAACAAGGGCAACGCCGAUGUCAAGUUCCCUGUCCCCGACGACAUCACCGUCAAGCAGGCUCAGGCCAAGUGUGGUGACCAGGCUGAGCUGUCUUGCUGCAACAAGGCCACCUACGCCGGUGACACCACCACCAUCGAUGACGGUCUCCUUGCUGGUGCUCUCAGCAACCUCAUCGGUGCUGGCUCUGGCGCUGAGGGUCUUGGUCUCUUCGACCAGUGCUCCAAGCUGCCUCUGCAGAUCCCCAUCUUGGCUAUCGGUCUCAACGACCUCAUCAACCAGCAGUGCAAGCAGAACAUCGCUUGCUGCCAGAACUCCCCCUCCUCUGCCGACGGAGACCUCAUUGGCCUGGGUCUUCCUUGCAUCGCCCUCGGCUCCAUCAUCUAAGCCUUGGGCUGCCGUAUUUGUUCUCUCAUUGGCCGCGGUGGAAACGUUAUGGAAAAGCAGGCGGUAUUCAGGUCUGGGGAGAAAUAGCAGGAGCGAAUUGGUUACUUGUUAGAUUAAGCACUCCUGUUGACAACUCUUGUGUAUGAUUACAUUGUGUCGUGUGGCACCCUCGGAGAAAGAAGACUGUUCGUUCUGGUUUCUUUCCAUUGUCUGGAGAAGACUUUUGCAUUCGGCUGUUCUAAGGACGGUAUUAGCAUAGCAUC
Molecule: messenger RNA, 756 nt
Organism: Aspergillus wentii DTO 134E9
Lineage: Eukaryota; Fungi; Ascomycota; Eurotiomycetes; Eurotiales; Aspergillaceae
Product: hydrophobin family protein
Exons: 2
Coding region: 8-493 (161 amino acids)
Cellular component (GO): fungal-type cell wall
Molecular function (GO): structural constituent of cell wall
Source: RefSeq, a predicted model, not a curated record